Messenger RNA from Pomacea canaliculata, 1035 nucleotides. RefSeq lists its product as uncharacterized. The record is from RefSeq and is a predicted model, not a curated record. Bases 1 to 1035 code for a protein of 344 amino acids. The transcript is spliced from 5 exons. Lineage: Eukaryota; Metazoa; Mollusca; Gastropoda; Architaenioglossa; Ampullariidae.
AUGAGCAGAACUGUUAAUACCUCUACCAUUACUGUCAAUGAAAUGGCAACCCCCCAGAAAGAUGUUUUCAAGAAUGGCUCUCUAUUAUGUCAGACCUCUACAGUUGGUACAAAACUUGAGGAAACACGAUGUCAGUUUGAUUUAAUCAUUCCAGCUACAGGUGUUGUAUGUAGUGGCGAGUAUAACAGCAGCCUGUGGGCUCUGACAGGACAGUGUGAUGUCGCACGUGCAAACUCCUCGCGGGGCAGGUACUACUGUCUGGUAUACCAAAUCAAUCAGAAAUCUCCUUCUGUUCAGAGUUUAGUGGGCAAUUUUACUAUGUCCAGACCUGACACUUAUGUGAAUGGCACAUGUAAAAUAAAUAGCCCUCUACCUCCAGAAGGAAAUUACAGCUACAACAUCAUAAUUACACCUGGUCAAGCACAAGUGCUUCUUUCAUUUACUGAAAGUAGUGAAAUUCGACCUCCUUCUCAGCCUCCUAGUCACAACUGUCCGCUGUAUGUUGAGGAAAACGACGAUGUGAAGUGUAGUUGCUACACCACAGACCUCGGCAAGCCGUCUGGUCUUGUGAUGUGGACAGAAACUGGAUCAUCGGUGCUGAGGCUUGAGAAAGUCAACAGGACACAACAUGAAAAUACUUACACGUGUAGCCUGAUGUGGAACAACACAGAUGUACUUAGAGUUAACUACACAUUACAAGUAAACUACUCAUCACGUGUGCUGACUUUCAAAAUAAACAACAUGGACAUCGACACUGUGAAUGUUAGUGAAAACACAGACUUGACAGUUGUUUGUAAAGCUGAUGGCAGACCCACACCCAGUCUAAGUCUCUUCAAGAACAUCGACAACCAAAAGUUUAAACUAGCAGUUGUUAAUGAUUCUGAUGAACUAACACAUACCAUGACUGCUGUGACAUGCCAAGAUGCAGGCAACUACGUUUGUCAAUCAGAAAACAUCAUUUGUGUGGAUGCAAAAUCGAUCCAGGUGUUUGUUUUCUGUGAGUAUUUUGAUUUGGGAGUUAUGAUUAAGAUUUAA